GGAGCGAAGCACGCGCCGCCAGGCCGCGGACACAAAGAGAGGAACUGUGUGUGGCUCUAGUUCCGACGCCCCAAACAAACAACUCUCUGAGCCCAUUGCAGGUGUGUGAUGAGCCUCGUGUCCCACCUGAGGUCCGGGCUCCUCCCCUCUGUCAUAAGGAGCGUUCCACGAAGGCAGCCCAGCAUCAGAAACCUGUCCGGCAUGGCUGGGGGGCCCCAACCAGCCAGCGUGGUGGUCCUGCACAGGUCCCUGGCUGCAGCUUUUGACAGCUUCUGCCAGGCCAACCGUGGUCCCCUGCCCCUGCUGGGUCGAAGUGAGCCAGGCAUGUGGCCAUGGCCUUCCCUGGGCGCAGUCUUGGACACCAGGUCGAGCUGCCCGCGGUUCUGGAGAUACGAGUCCGGCCUGUGCACGGGAAGCCUGGCCUCGCUGGAGGAGUACUCUGAGCAGCUGAAGGACAUGGUGACCUUCGUCCUGGACUGCGGCUUCUCUCCAGAAGAAGCCUGCAAGGCCGCAGGGCUCCCUGGCAGAGACCCAGCAGGUCACUGGCUGGCUGCUGCAUACAAGACGACAGUGCCUUGUUCGCCCAGCGCUGGCUUUGGCUGCCCCCUGGUGGUCACAGUGAGGCCCAUCCCCCAGGACCAGCUGGGCAGGCUGGUACAGGCCAGUGGCGCCCUAGGCGGUGAGCGUGGACUGCCCAUCCAUAUCGGCAACCCAGACCUGCUGGGGAUCAAGGACCUGGCCCGGCCUGACUACGGAGAGCCCGUGACGUGUCAGCCCGGGGAUGUCCCAGUGUUCUGGCCUUCUCAGCUGACCAGUCUUGAAGCGGUCAGCAGCUGCCAGACCCCGCUGGCGUUCACCAGUGCCCCCGGUCACACGAUCCUGGCCAACAGAAGGGCUGUGGAGGCACGCACCGCUCGCCCCAGCCCUGAGGACAUGCCGGAGGCCCACCGCAUCUCCCAGGACCCUUUGCACUACAGCAUCACAUCCACGUCGGCCGUGAAGAAGAUCAGACACCUAGAGACUCUGAUUGCCGUGGACCCAGGCAGCCGAGGCAUCGGGCACCUGCUCUGCCAGGAUGAGCUGCUGCGGGCCUCUCUGUCGCUGUCCCAUGCCAGCUCCAUGCUCCUCACCACCGGUUUCCCCACACACUUCACCCACGAGCCCCCGGAAGAGAAUGACGGCCCCCCGGGCGCCCUGGCCCUGGGCGCCUUCCUGCAGGCCUUGGGGAAGAAGGUGUCCAUGGUUGUGGACCGGAGAGCCUUGGACCUGCACGAGAAGCUCAUUAAAGAGGCCGUGGAGCAAGGUGUUCUGAAGAGCCGGAUCCCGCUGUUAACUUACCAAGGUGGAUCAGUGGGAGAGGCCCAGGCUUUUCUGUGCGAGGAUGAGGACCCCAAGACACCGAGAGCGGCUGACGGGUUCAGCCCUCCAGCCUUCGGUGAGCAGCCAAGCGCACAAGCACCCAGCGACCAAGGUGUUUCCAAUUGGGGAGGCUAUGCCUUGGCCUGUGCACUGUUCAUCCUAAACACAUGCUCGGUCCACGGACGCUACCUGAGAAGGGCAGUCGGCCUUCCCAGAGCACCUGGGGACCAGGUCUGGGCUCAAGCCCUCCCAUCCAUCACCAAGGAAGAGACGUUCUUGAGCAUCCUGAUGAAGCACCGCGUGCGCAGUGGCGUCUCAGGCGUCGUGGGCAUGGAGGUGGAUGGGCUGCCUUUCCACGGCACCCACGCCGAGAUGAUCCAGAAGCUGAUGGGCAUCACCAUGGCGCGCCCGUGACCGCCGCGCCAGUGUGUGUGGACUGCGUGCGACCUGGAGGCCAUGCCUGGGCCUCGCUCGGGCGCCGUCCCCCAACGUCCCCAGCGUCCUGCCACCACAGCCUCACCCCAGAGCACUGGCCUGGGCCACAGUGGGCCCUUCCUGGUGGGAAGAAGCGCCGGUGCAGCCCUGGGCCUCCAGAAACAUUUCUCGGGACUUUUAAGGCGUAUCUUUGGGCUCUCAUGUGCGGAAGGUGUGGUUGUCCACCCCGCCUUCCCGGGGCUUCCCCAGGCCACACGAGGUCUCAUCUUAGGGUCUUCCUGCCCAUCAGGUUGGGGGCGCCAGGCGGAGCCCAAGUGUAGACGUGGUCGCAGCCAAGGAUGGUCCCCAGGCCGACUGGGCAAGCAAAGGGGUCCCGCAGCCUCACAGAGCCUGGGGCUUUGGCAGUGAUGGAAAGAGCUAUUCCUUGAGAAAGCUCUCUAGCUCAGAGUCUUUUAGGGGCUUGAAUCUUACAUGUCUCACCACCACCUUCUCCCGCCACAGCCCCCACCCUUCUUUAGCCCCGGCACCUUCUCCUGCACCCACCCCAGAGUCUGAGGCCUCUGCCCUCCGCCCACCCCCUCCCCAUCUGCUCACCCCACCGAGGCUGGCUUCCUCCCCCCCAGGAUGUGCCUGCAUUUCAGUCUCUGGGCAGCCCAGCAGCAUCACAGGAAAUCUUUCUUGGCAACUCUAGCCAGCCUGGCUUUACCUCCCCACCAACAGAAUCAGACACAGUCUCCGGUUGUCUCCUUACACUCCCCGCCCCACUGGCCGGACCCCCAUCCUCCAGCAUCCUGGGCCAGCUCAGCGCCCAGUCACAGCUGGCUCCUUCCCAGCCAGGGCCUCCUUCUAUCUGAUCUCCUUUACGCCGUGGAGCUUGAUGGUUGCUUUUUCAAUGUGAGCUAUUUUGUGAACUAAUGCUUCCGGGUGGUGAAGUCUGUGUGUGUCACAUUAAAGUUGUCGCUUUAACCCA
Echinops telfairi (small Madagascar hedgehog) is the source of this 2764-nucleotide messenger RNA. RefSeq names its product D-glutamate cyclase (gene DGLUCY). Gene Ontology annotation, biological process: glutamate metabolic process. Gene Ontology annotation, molecular function: D-glutamate cyclase activity. The transcript has 12 exons. Lineage: Eukaryota; Metazoa; Chordata; Mammalia; Afrosoricida; Tenrecidae. The record is from RefSeq and is a predicted model, not a curated record. The coding region runs from base 109 to 1773 and encodes 554 amino acids.